Messenger RNA from Sinocyclocheilus anshuiensis, 1559 nucleotides. Its product is annotated as GTP-binding protein Rab-3D-like. The record is from RefSeq and is a predicted model, not a curated record. The coding region runs from base 267 to 848 and encodes 193 amino acids. Gene Ontology annotation, molecular function: GTP binding; GTPase activity. The transcript is spliced from 5 exons. Lineage: Eukaryota; Metazoa; Chordata; Actinopteri; Cypriniformes; Cyprinidae.
GGCUGAUCUGGAAACAGCCAGCGCAGUUUCAGCACAAAUAAAUGGUCGACAGCCAGGUCGCUGCAGUCAUCAAGCGUCUGACUUUGCAACGCCCCACUUUAGGGAAGGGAAUGGUCGGUUUUUAAGGCGAGUGGACCCUUUCCAGUGUGUUUUGCGGGAAAAGUGAAACUGCAUCUGCGAGGACUGGAUGUCCGAAACCAGCUGAGGAAAAGCGCAACAUCAAGUGCAUAGAAUAAAAUAACCACCUCUAAGAAGAGCCGGAUAAGAUGGCGUCGGCCAAUGAUACCCGUCAUCAGACGCAGGUGCAGAAAGAUGUAGCCGAUCAGAAUUUUGACUACAUGUUCAAGCUCCUCAUCAUUGGUAACAGCAGCGUUGGAAAAACUAGUUUUCUGUUCCGUUACGCUGACGACUCCUUCACCUCUGCGUUCGUCAGCACGGUCGGCAUCGACUUCAAAGUCAAAACUGUUUACCGCAAUGAGAAACGAGUUAAACUGCAAAUAUGGGACACAGCAGGGCAGGAGAGGUACCGCACUAUUACCACAGCGUACUACAGAGGGGCCAUGGGCUUCCUGCUAAUGUAUGACAUCACUAACCAAGAAUCCUUCUACGCUGUGCAAGACUGGUCCAGAGAGGAUGGCCAGAGACUGGCUAAUGAGCUAGGCUUCCAGUUUUUCGAGGCCAGUGCAAAGGAUAACAUUAACGUCAAGCAGGUGUUUGAGCAGCUGGUUGACAUCAUCUGUGACAAAAUGAACGAGAGCUUGGAUGGAGACCCGAGCAUGUUAACCAAUCACAAAGGCCCGAGUCUGCAAGACACGCCCCCUGAUGAACAAAGCGGCUGUGGAUGUUAAUGAUCAUCUCUCAACAAACACUCAUACUUGAAGGCAAACAUUCACACACAUGCACUCACUCACUCCCUCUCUCUCUUACACACAUGUACACCAGAAGAGAGACUCUUUCACAAGUGUACUGCCAAUGUAUAGUAUGAAAUGCCAACCAAACAGUAAGAAUAUGGCAUAAGCCCCUUAAAAUGAAUCAUUUUAGUUACAUAAACAGGCCCCUCAGGGAUUGAAUGAAAUUGGAUGGGUUUAUCUCAGUGUGAUAUGUGGCUGCCAAUACACUGAACUGCGAUAUCAUGAUGAGAACAGCCGGGAAAAUACUGCAUGAAACUGCAGGAAUCAGAAAUUCACAUGCCAAAGUCUCAGCUUUUUAGGAAAGUUUCAAACUACUCCAGUGUCUGUUUACAACAUGCUCAGAUAAAAUGCUUGUGGUUGUCAUUGUGCAGUAGCUUUGAAAUUUAUACUGAUUAUUUUAAUGGAUGCAAGAUCAUGUUUUACUUCAAUAUAGGUGAUAAAACAUUUUAGGACUGCUCUGGAAGUAUCCAGUCCAUAUGAUUGUCAGUCUAGUUUUUGUUACUUGUUUCAAAGUAUGUCCUUAAGUCAGAUUAUAUUUGUCCUUGCCAUUUGCUUUGAAUGCAAUAAAUUUGCUUCCCUGUGGACACUAAAGGAGUAUUAAUAUAAUGUAUAUAUUGCGUGUGUGUGUGUGUAUAUAUACUUAAAUUG